AUGCAGGUCACAAACCAGAAAUCAAAUUCAUUUCAAAGCAUCUUUGGUAUCUUUCCACAGUCUGCACACACACCUCAAAAGAUCAUAGAUACACUAUCACAGAUGGGAGUCUGUGUCUCUGUGGAUUCAAUCAAUGCAGCUGUUAUAUCACUGUCAAAGAAAGCUCACUGCAGCAUUUCUGCUCUGGGGCAGACACUUCUUGCAUCCUACACAUAUGAUAAUUUUGAUGUCAACCUUAAAUCAACUGUUCAUACACAUGGUAUUACACUUGAUGACUCACAUUGCUCAAACAAUUUGUGGGAAACAUCACUACUCAACCUGCAAAUCCUUUCUGAUUUAAUCAAGUAUGGGCCCACCUGCUUCCGUCAGUUUAAGAACUGCCUUCAAGAUCUGCAAUCAGUAGAAAUGAUCCCUGCAACAAAGACACUGAUUUUAGCCUCCCAAGCAAUGGAUAUUAGAAAUUCAACAGUAUCCAGGAACAUCAACUCAGUACUUGAGUUACUGAAGCAGGGCAACAUUGAAGAUCCAGCAGAAUGUGAUCCCCUGCAAGAGCUAGAUGUGUUGAACUAUGUUGUGCUAUUCCACAGUGACCUCGGCACAGGUGAACAUCUCCAAGCAGCACUCCAGUGA
Messenger RNA from Suillus paluster, 630 nucleotides. RefSeq lists its product as uncharacterized. The record is from RefSeq and is a predicted model, not a curated record. The transcript is spliced from 3 exons. The coding region runs from base 1 to 630 and encodes 209 amino acids. NCBI's taxonomy places the organism in Eukaryota, Fungi, Basidiomycota, Agaricomycetes, Boletales, Suillaceae.